Molecule: messenger RNA, 4108 nt
Organism: Hippopotamus amphibius kiboko
Lineage: Eukaryota; Metazoa; Chordata; Mammalia; Artiodactyla; Hippopotamidae
Gene: TIMMDC1
Product: translocase of inner mitochondrial membrane domain containing 1
Exons: 8
Coding region: 254-1180 (308 amino acids)
Cellular component (GO): mitochondrion
Source: RefSeq, a predicted model, not a curated record
CCCCGGCCUUUGCCCUCGUGGGGGCGGGGCCUCCUGUCGCGUGUGUCCGACGGCCUUUACAGGGAGGUUAGGAACUGAGGGCGAUUCUGCCAAGCCGUGUGGCCACGGAUAUGGCCACGAAUUAGCUCGGGCGUAGUGUUGUACGGGUGCUCGCCCACUCCUUGCAGUUAUCCUUGCUCUUCUCCCACCGCGCCUCCGGGAGGCCUUGGCGCCUUGAGCGCCCGAGCGAGUGUCUGCAGGUUCGGAGUGGGCCAUGGAGGUGCGGCAGCCGGCGCCACGGAGCCUCCUCUGCAGGGCGCCGAGUCCUUUCCCUCGUGUCUUUGCUGCCGAAGCUGUGGCCGCCGAUCCCAAGACUCUUGUGGAGGACCAGAAGCUGCCUUCCUACGUCCCAGAACCCCAGUACCCGGAAUCCGGAUGGGACCGCCUCCGCGAGCUGUUUGUCAAAGAUGAACAGCAGAGAACUUCAAAAGAACUUCAGGAUAUUUACAAAGCAGCAAUUUCAGCAGGCAUCAUUGGCUGGGCAUAUGGGGGGAUACCAGCUUUUAUUCAUGCUAAACAGCGCUACAUUGAACAGAGCCAAGGAGAAGUUUACCACAACCAGCUUGAUGCUAUGCAAUCUGCACAUCGUGCUGCUACACGAGGCUUCAUCCGGUAUGGCUGGCGUUGGAGUUGGAGAACAGCUAUGUUUGUAACUGUAUUCAACACGGUGAACACUGGUCUAAGUGUGUACCGAAAUAAAAAUGCCGUAAGCCAUUUUGUCAUUGCAGGAGCCUGGAGAAAGAAGAAUAAAGUUGUUAUAAACAAUAGAAAACACAAAAGACUGUCCUUGUUCACAGAAGCUGUCACAGGAAGUCUUUUUAGAAUAAACUUAGGCCUGCCUGGCCUGGUAGCUGGUGGCAUAAUUGGAGCCUUGUUAGGCACUCCUAUAGGAAGCCUGUUGAUGGCUCUUCAGAACUACUGUGGUGAGACAGUUCAGGAGAGAAAACAGAAGGAUCGAAAAGCAGUCCAGGAGCUGAAAUUGGAAGAGCGGAAAGCCAGACUACAAUUUACUGAGCUCCUCCCUGAAGAAAUUGAAAGUAGUUUACAGAAAAAUCGAUCCAAGGAUGAUGCUAAGAAAAUUGAAGAACUGCUAAAUCUUCCUAGAAACCCUUCGUCAACAGAUACAGAACACAAAGACUGAACAUGCUUGGGACUUAAAACUCAUUGGAGAGUUGGAGGGAGCUAUGUUGCCGUGUCCAUUAAAUGCCAGUUGAUUGGGCUGCUGACAAAUAUAAGCACUGGCAUCUGUAGUGGCAGCGAUCUGCUCUUACUGUUUUUUAAACCCAGAAUUGGGCUGCUGUACUCUACUCAUCCUUAAAUUUAAGUACACCCUUAUAUCUACAUUGAUUGAUCUAUAUAUUUGACAUAUCUAUAUUGAUUGAUCAAUAUAGGUUUCUUUUCCCUGGAUUUUACAGUAGUAAAUUAAAGAUUUCCCAAAAGAUUUAAGUUGAAUUCUACAGGUUGUAAAUUUAUUCUUGUAGCCCUUUAAAAGAGUACUGUAGGGAUCACUAAGAGAAGGAAAGGAAAGAAGCAGGUAAGGCAGAUGGAUUGUGACACUCUUGUGCCCUUGGGUCCUAGAAAGAGUAAGUACCUAAAUGUGCAGUCGCGUUUGGUUUUGUUUUAGUAAAAAUCAAAGAUGGUUCCUAUGCCAUUUGAAAUAAAAUAAAACUCAAUAAAAAGGAAGUAGGUAAGCAUUGUUAAACAGUCUGACCUUGUUUCCUCUCUCAGUAAUGCUGACAAAGUAUUUCUGCUGUAGUAUACAAAAAAAAAGGGUUACUCAGAAUAGAAACAUUGUCUCUCUGCUCCAGGAGCCUGCUGCCCCAGAUGGAGGCUGCUCUGCAGAUUGUAACUUUUACCAAAUGAGAGGGAAGAAUGACUGAAUGGAGUGUACUGAGAGGAAAAAACUGCUAGUGCUUUGUGUUGGGGUUAGACCUCUUAGUUCCUACUCUGAAACUACUGUUGUUCACCAGCAGUGAUUGUGAAGCAGCCUAGAGGAGUGGCUAAAGCCCUGGGCUCCGGAGGCUGACCACUGGCUUAGAAUCUCAGCCCUGGGACCUUGCGGCCAUGUGACCUACAUCCAAGCCGUUUUACUUUAAGUUUCAAGUUUUCUCACCUGUCAAAUGAAACAGCAUCUACCUCAGAAUAGGCAUGAAAUGAAAUGAUGUGUGUAAAAUACAGCACAAUGCCAUGGCACACAGGACGCCAUCUAGUAACAGAUUUUAGCAGCUAAAAGGAUAUGCACCAGCCUGUUUUCACCAUGAUUUACAUACUAUUGCCACACUCCAAAAAGCAGGUUUUGCUUAAUUAUCCCAUUCAUAAGUUGCUGACAAAUUGACCGUUAGUCAAUCUGUUUAUUGUUUUAUUCACAGUCACAUAUAGAUUAAAUCCUUCAACUAGAAAUUAUAAAAUUAGAUGGUUUUAAAAUAAUUUUAUUCAUAUCACAAAAAUAUAAGAAUAACAAAAGUAAAAUAUAACUGAAAAAAUACUAGUAACACAUUUAUUAAAUGUGAUAGGCAAUAAUUUACUAUAACUUAAAGUACAAAUAAGCUGUCUCUUAGGUUUGUACUGUUUUGUGGUUAUUUCUAGAGGUCUCCUUUUGAUGUCCAAGGAUUAUGAAUCUUAACUAAAUGCAGCAAUUCCUGGGUUUUUUUGUUUUUUGGGGGUGGUUUUUUUUGUUUUGUUUUGUUUUUGGUUGCUGUUUGUUUAAAUCCUUGUGAUUUUGUUCUGUGAGCCAGCAUUUAUAAGUGUACCUCUGUUCCUUAGACUAUAUAGAGUAAUCUGGUCCCUUUAUAGCUACCAAAAUUAAACAUUUUAAAUCCAGCUACAUUUGAGAAACUUAGUCAACUCUUGCUGACCAACUCCAUAUUUUCAAAUGAGAAUGACUGAUUGCCCCAGGUUAAGUUAGGUUCACUCCUGGUCCAGUGAGCAUGGAAGGCAAUUUCAGAGAAAGAGGAGUCAUGAGUUAAGUAAUGUAGGAACAGCACUUGGCCAUUCCUUUCUUAACAAUCCUCUGCUGGUGUCGGAGGGAUCCAGAAAUACCAUGGAGGAAAAGCCACUUUAGGGAUCUAAGGAAGCCCUGAGGAAUGCUGUUUUCAUUACUUCAAUCAAUUUCUGCUAAAGACAGCUUACUCUUUAGUACAUACACAGUAAAACCUGUCGCAUUUAAAAUGAGAAACUUCUCAUAAAGAUUUUACAAAUGAAAUUAAACUAGCAUAAAGCCAUUUAAGGAGAGUAUCAGUCCAAUGUGAACCAAACAGAUUAUCACUCUCCGACCUUACUUUUUCUGUGAGGUAUAAGUCAGUCCCCUACAUACCAAUAUUCAAGUGGCGAACUGUCUUUUUUUUUUUUUUUUAACUAAAAAUAAAUUUUAAUUCCUUUAUAUGUCUUUGAAGUAACAAAAUAGAUAUGCCAAUUUUUAUUACAAAAAUGAACUUAAGCUGUUUUCAUUUGCAGUUACUUUCUAGAACAAGUUAUUGGUUAGUUCAUAAAUUUUAAACAGAAAAAAAGCUUGUGUGUGUUUUGUACACUUGCACAGCUUUUGCUAAAUCUUUUCUUAGGGAAGUUUGCAUUUUUUUUUCCUUAACGGUUUAUUGGUUGCCUCAGUCUUAACCACAAAGGUUGACAGUGUGUAUUAAGUACAUUGUUAUGCCCUUCUCUAAUACAGUAUUUACUUUGGCUUACCAACUUUUUUCCAAGGAAUUAUCAAGAAGCAUUCAUCUGGGCUUUUCAUAGUAUUGAUUUAUUUUUUAGUUGCUCCUAUUAAAAGAAAAAAACCAGUUCAGCAGAAUCUAUUCCUGUUUGACCUAUGAUCUGGUAAGUUUGAUUUACUUUAGAAACAAAAAAUAAAGUCAUUCUGUUUGCACUUAUUAACAAGUUGCGAACUUUCAAAGACGCGAAAGUGUGUUUGCAUGUCCAGUUACGUAAGCGUGUCUGGCAUACCUUGUCACGUGCGUGCAUUCUCUAUAAGUGCUUGUGCUUUUGUGUACUUUACAGAACUGUAUAGAGUACAGUAGUACACUAUCUUUAUUUCAAGCCCAGAAUGUCUGGAAGCAAGCAUAAAGUCAGCAGU